Molecule: messenger RNA, 2280 nt
Organism: Xiphophorus hellerii (green swordtail)
Lineage: Eukaryota; Metazoa; Chordata; Actinopteri; Cyprinodontiformes; Poeciliidae
Product: protein phosphatase 1 regulatory subunit 12B-like
Exons: 8
Coding region: 194-754 (186 amino acids)
Cellular component (GO): cytoplasm
Molecular function (GO): phosphatase regulator activity; protein kinase binding; enzyme inhibitor activity
Source: RefSeq, a predicted model, not a curated record
CUUUCACUCACAUCUGAUAUGUGUUUCCAUCUCAUGAAGAUCACACUGGCAUUCUUCAAACUGAGACAAUCUCACCUGAAUCCCAUCUCGGGCAGGGUGCUUUUUAUAACUUGUAAUUUAUUUAUUUUUUCUUUGUUUUGGUAUUUUGUAUCAGAGUACAACUGUAUGCAGUGGUCCCAGCAGUGUAAGAACAAUGUCAUCUCUACUUUCUCAAAACAAAGAUGAGCCGUUCAUCAGAAAAUCGCUCUCUGACUCUUGUCCAGCUUCAUCUGCUGCCAACACCAGAAGCCUGAGGCAUGGAAGGCCGUCUAGAUUGGGCUCAUCUAGCUCAUCUGACGUCUCCAAUGACACAUCAACAAACCAUGCAGAGUCCUACUUUUUACAAAGGGAGAGCAGACUGUCUGCAAAGAAGAAGGCAGAAGAAGAGAAGAUGAACAGUGACUAUAAAAAGAUGUAUGAAAAGGCACUGGCAACAAAUCAAAGGCUUAAGUCCCGACUAGAGACCAGUAAACAAGACCUGGCCACAGUUCAGAACCAGCUGCAGACUGUGCAGAAGGGAAAACCAGAUGAUUGUACUUCAAAAAUGCUAGAAGCAGAGAAAAAGGAAAGUUGGAGCCUUAAAAAGAGGAUAUCAGAUAUGGAAGAACAAUUAAAGUUGGUUCGGAUCAAGGCCAGUCUUUAUUCACACCAGAAGCAAACCGUAUCAGAAUUUGGUUGGAAGCGCUCAGAAACCACCUCAAAAAGUGAAAGCUGAGCUGAAGCUAGAGAACCAGAGGCUGAAGGAUGAGAAUGGGGCUUUAAUCCGUGUCAUUACUAAACUCUCCAAGUAAAACAGGAAGCAGGCGGGGGAGAGAAAGGGGGAACACAUAAAAAGCUAUUUUUAAAUCCAGUAAAGGAAUAAACUGACCUCUGAAAUAACGUCUGAAAGGACUGUGGUUCUGCUGAUGUUCUCUAAACUUUAGGUUUCUUGUACAUUUUUGUUGUGUAAAAUAUUAAUAAAAGGUGUCUACAAAAGGCUGUUGUUCUGGUUUUACAUAAUGUCUGCAGUGACUUAAAAUCAAAUUGUAGAUCUUCAUACUGCUUUUUAUUUAGAAUAGCAACACUUUUGGACACUCAAAGUGUAUUCAGUAUUUUCUUUACAGCUAAAAAAGUAAAUACAUAGCAGUGGAAAUUUUGGUCACUUCAGGUAAAUACAUCAGCUAGAGAAAACUUAUUGACGGAAAAUAAAUUUAAAGCACAUGUUUUUGUGUCUGAGCAAUUUGUGUAAAUUAACAUAUGGCUAGUAUUUUAUAUUAAAUGUCAUUUUUCUUAAAAUCAAAGACUGCUGGAAAGGGACAAGUUAUAUUAUUUUGUAUUAUCUUUGAUUUGGGAGCUUUAUUGUGGAUUUAAAUGCAGUUGACAUAAUUUGCAUCUGCAUUUCUGUUAAUGGUCACUAUUCUACACAGGGACUCUAUUAUAUGUAUUUAUCUACCUAAACUCUGAUCACUGCUAAGUCCUCAUAGUAAGAAUGUGAGAUCUACUGCCUGUUUUGUCAGCAAGUGCUGCUUGCCUGCUUUGAGUUCAUGAAAGAAAACUAUUCAACACUGUCACCUACUGACCAUGAGUUGAAAUGCACUCUUGAUAUGUCUCUCCACACCACACAAGACGCUGAUACACAAAACGUUUUUAUUUGCUGUGAUUACAGUUUGACAACACACAGGUAUGUCCUUUCUUCCUUGAGUUUUAUUAUCUACUUGAGUUAAUUCAUUUUUACGCGUUUCUUUUAGUCUUUCUGUUACUGCAAAAAUGACUUUUCAAUUAAACAAAAUCAUGCAUGUCACAAAAAGGCACAUCUAUUAUUACUCUUCUACAGUAGACCAAAGCAAGAGUGAAGAGAGACAAGGAUUCCCCUUGUCUAUGCUUGAUGGUAAGUUCUGUGUUGGAUGUUAUGCUGACAGAAGAUGGUCGAAUCUGAAAAGAAUGUUGGCAGUAUUGCAUUGUGAAUGUUUGGGUCUGCUCUGUGCUUGAGAGACGCAGGAAGACAUGGGAUUUUGUUGUCUGCAUUUUGAGCAAUGGAACCUAAUUACACAAUUUUGGUCUUAAGAAAUGCAAGAUAAAAUGAAGGAAAAAGCGUUGACACAUAUUAGAGACGCUUCUAAUGAGGUGUCUCUUCACAAAGAAGCAACUUGCAAAUUAAUAUUUUAUCAUUCUCUUUGUUCCUUAGAUGAAUAGAGAUAGUCUAAUUGUUAUUAAAAGUAUAUAUCUCAAUGAGUAAGACUAGUGAAGUUUGAAAAAAAAAAA